AUAUACGAUCUACGGUAGCGGUGGUGGAGUUCUCUUUAUUCUUUAUUUCAAAGGCGAGCCGAGCCGACCCUUCCGCCACCAACGGUCAAACUCCUCCUCCGACGCCGCCGUUCAACGAUCUCCGACCCGACCGUCGGAAGGGGAGAGUUACACUAUCGUCUAUCACAGCCUCCGAUCAUGACUCCUGAAUAUGACUACUUGUUCAAACUCCUUCUAAUCGGAGAUUCAGGUGUUGGAAAGUCGUGUCUUCUCCUAAGAUUUGCUGAUGAUUCGUAUAUUGAGAGCUACAUCAGCACAAUUGGUGUUGACUUUAAAAUUCGAACUGUCGAGCAAGACGGGAAGACUAUUAAACUUCAGAUUUGGGAUACUGCCGGACAGGAACGAUUCAGAACAAUAACAAGUAGCUACUAUCGUGGGGCACAUGGGAUUAUAAUAGUAUAUGAUGUAACUGAUCAGGAGAGCUUCAACAAUGUGAAGCAAUGGUUGAACGAAAUAGACCGCUAUGCUAGCGAAAAUGUAAACAAGCUUUUGGUAGGGAACAAGUGCGACCUUAGUGACAACCGAGCUGUGCCUUACGAGACAGCAAAGGCAUUUGCUGAUGAAAUUGGCAUCCCCUUCAUGGAGACUAGUGCCAAAAACUCCACCAACGUCGAACAAGCUUUCAUGGCUAUGGCUGCUGAUGUUAAAAACAGGAUGGCGAGCCAGCCGGCAGGAAGCAAUGCGAGACCGCCAACAGUGCAGAUCCGUGGACAACCUGUCAACCAAAAAAGCGGGUGCUGCUCAACUUAGGUACCCGGUGGCCAUCAGGUCUCGAUCAUCGGUAAAGCCUUGCGUGUGUUUUGUUUGUGUUCGAGUUUCUAUAUUAGCCCCUCAAUUCUUUGAAGAAUAUAUCAUAUAUAUAUAUAUAUAACAUGUUAUUUUUCAGAACCUUUUUCUGUACAAAUUAUGAAGGCUUGCUUGCUUAACAGCAAUUCUACUGUUAUUUUGGCUUUAUUUUUUAUUUUGUGAGAAAUAUAUAGUGAAUUUUGGUUUGUG
Molecule: messenger RNA, 1035 nt
Organism: Andrographis paniculata
Lineage: Eukaryota; Viridiplantae; Streptophyta; Magnoliopsida; Lamiales; Acanthaceae
Product: ras-related protein RABD2a-like
Exons: 8
Coding region: 178-789 (203 amino acids)
Molecular function (GO): GTP binding; GTPase activity
Source: RefSeq, a predicted model, not a curated record